AUGUUGUCCAAGUCUUUCGUUGCUUUGUCCCUUCUCUCGUCGUCGGUGUCGGCCGAGACUGUGUUGGGAGUUUACAUGUUCCACAGACACGGAGACCGCACACCAAAGGCUCUUGCUCCUGCCAACUUGACCGACCUUGGUUACACUCAAGUCUUCACCUCUGGUGACUACUACCGCAGCCGCUACAUUGAAUCCGGCGCCGAACACAGAAUUCUGGGCAUCAACUCCGAUAUCGUCAAGCAAUCGCAAAUCAGUGCUUCUGCUCCUUCUGAUACUGUUCUCCAGAACUCGGCCACGGGUUUCUUGCAGGGUCUUUAUCCUCCCGUUGGCGAGGGCUUGGGUUCUCAGACUCUCCGCAAUGGAUCUAACGUGACUAGCCCACUCAAUGGCUACCAACUCAUUCCUUUGGCCCUGACCACCAGCGGUGGCGGCAGUGAGGACAACGGCUGGCUCCAGGCUGCUUCUGGCUGUGCCAAUGCUGUCAGCAGCUCCAACGAGUACUUCUCCAGCCCUCAGUACAUCGAUCUUCUUGCUAGCACUCAGGACUUCUACAACAACCUUACUCCUGUGAUCAACGGUACUUUCAGCUCGGACCAGAUCAGCUACAAGAAUGCCUACACCAUCUACGAUCUGAUCCACGUUGCUGAGAUCCACAAUGCCACCAUCAACUCAUCUGACAUCCUUACUCCUGACGUCCUCCACCAGAUCCAGUCUCUGGCCGAUGAGCACGAAUGGGGCCUUGCUUACAACUCCUCCAACGACAUGCGUGCCGUCGCCGGCAUGGUGCUCGCCGCCGAAAUUGUCCAGUUCCUGAACAACACCAUCACUGGCCAAGGCAAGAGCAAAUUCGGCGUCCAAUUCGGCGCCUACGGAACCUUCUCUUCCUUCUUCGGUCUCGCCGACUUGCCAGUCACUAACCCUGACUUCUACGGUAUGACUGAUUAUGCCUCGUCCAUGGCCUUCGAGCUCGUCACCAAUGCUAGCACUUCGCCUUUCCCUGCUGCUAGCGAUAUUUCUGUGCGUUUCUUGUACCACAACGGUACUGCCAACGCUACCAGCCCUCCUGUUGCUUACCCUCUGUUCGGCACCGGCAACGAACUUACCUCGUGGAAUGACUUUGUCACUGCAAUGGACAAGUUCAGCAUUGGCAGCACACAGCAAUGGUGCACUGCCUGUGGCAACAGUACUGGCACUUGCGCUGCCUACGCUCCUGCCUCUUCCUCUGGCAGCUCCUCCUCUUCCUCUGUCCAGAACAAGCAGAAGAGUGGAAAUGGCUUGAGUCCUGCUGUUAAUGGCGUGAUCGGUGCCAUGGUUACUCUGGCUGUUAUUCUUGGUCUUGAGGCUUUGAUUUUGCUUGUUGGUGGCUUCAAGGUUGUGAGCAAGAAGACUCUUGCUGCUAGUGCUGUUACUGCUGAGACCGUUACUGGUGGCAAGGCUGCUUAA
This is a messenger RNA of Aureobasidium melanogenum CBS 110374, 1443 nucleotides long. RefSeq names its product phosphoglycerate mutase-like protein. Gene Ontology annotation, molecular function: phosphatase activity. Bases 1 to 1443 code for a protein of 480 amino acids. The transcript has 3 exons. Lineage: Eukaryota; Fungi; Ascomycota; Dothideomycetes; Dothideales; Saccotheciaceae. The record is from RefSeq and is a predicted model, not a curated record. Gene Ontology annotation, biological process: dephosphorylation.